AUGUACGCCAGGAGGAUGGGAAAUACCGCUGGGCUUGAUCAAAACACCAUUUGGGGGUCGCGGCUGUUACUAUGGAGGGUGUGGCAGGCCCGGGUGUUUCCACAAAACUCGGGAUCGGACCUGGGCCUGGAAGCGAGGACUUAUUCCCAGAGUGACGGCCCUUACUCGCGCACGGCGUUCUUCGAGUUGCUCGGCGUCCCCUCCAUGGCCACGCAGGUGCAGAUCAAGGCAGCUGAGUACCGGCAGCACUUCCUCUACCAGCCGGACCGCAACUCGGGGAGCGUCGAGGCUGCCGAGCGCUUCACGCGCAUCUCCCAGGCCUACGUGGUGCUGGGCAGUACCACCCAGCAUCGCAGGUAGGACCACGGCCUGCUCAGCGAUGAGGACCUGCGCGGCCCCGGGGUCCGGUCCUCCAAGAUGCCCGCCACCGACCCCGACUCGCCCGGCACCCAGCCGCCCGCCUCUUGGACCCAGGGCCGCGCUCAGGCCUCGUCGGGAGCCAACUGCACCAUGCUCGACUUUAACGCCUUCUACCGGGCGCACUACGGCGAGCAGCUGGAGCGCGAGCGGCGCCUGAGCGCCCGGCGGGAGGCCCUUGGCCAGCAGCAAGAGGACCGGGUCAAGAAGGGCUUACCUUCCCUGAAGGGCUUACGCUGGGACGAGAGCCGAGAAAUGGCUUUCGUCUUGAUUCUCCGCGCAGUCUUCAUCAUCCUGGGCUUUCGAGCGGAGGGAAGGAGAGCAGCCCCCCCGCCCCCAAGAAUUGGCCUUUCCUGUCAUCUUGAACCCAUUGCCUUCCGCUGUCUACCGUUGUCUACCUCUGCUGGGAUCCGAAGGAACUGCUCUCCCCUUCCUCUUCCCCUUCCCCACCCAGCCAGCGUAGCCAUUGACCUGCACAUCCCUAACGCUCUGGUCCAGAAGAGGAGGGUUUUCCGUACCCAAGAAAAAGGCCCCCAAUGA
Kogia breviceps (pygmy sperm whale) is the source of this 957-nucleotide messenger RNA. RefSeq names its product dnaJ homolog subfamily C member 30, mitochondrial-like. Lineage: Eukaryota; Metazoa; Chordata; Mammalia; Artiodactyla; Physeteridae. The transcript has 2 exons. The record is from RefSeq and is a predicted model, not a curated record.